Molecule: messenger RNA, 4411 nt
Organism: Salmo salar (Atlantic salmon)
Lineage: Eukaryota; Metazoa; Chordata; Actinopteri; Salmoniformes; Salmonidae
Product: myelin-associated glycoprotein
Source: RefSeq, a predicted model, not a curated record
AGCACACAAGUCUAAUUUCACCAUGCACAAUGCCAAGCGUUGGGUGAAGUGGUGUAAAGCUCUGCGUGGAAACGGAUUCUCUGGAGUGAUGAAGCUUCAUCAUCUGGCAGUCCGACGGACAAAUCUGGGUUUAGCAUAAGCCAGGACAAUGCUACAUGACCCAAUGCAUAGUGCCAACUGUAAAGUUUGGUGGAGGAGGAAUAAUGGUCUGGGGCUGUUUUUCAUGGUUCGGGCUAGGCCCCUCUGUUCCAAUGAAGGGAAAUCGUAAAGCUACAGCAUACAAUGGCAAUCUAGACGAUUCUGUUCUUCCAACUUUGUGGCAACAGUUUGGGGAAGGCCCUUUCCUGCUUCAGUAUGACAGUGCCCCCGUGCACAAAUCUGUUAAUGCAGUAUGCGAAAUGGAGUGUGCCCAUGGUGUCUGGGAUAAUGGUGUUGAUGUGAGCCAUGACCAGCCUUUGAAAGCAUUUCAUGGCUACAAAUGUGAGUACUACAGGGCGGUAGUCAUUUAGACAGGUUACCUUGGCGUUCUUGUAGGUAUUACAGACUGGGUCAGGGAGAGAUUGAUAAUGUCAGUGAAGACACCUGCCAGCUAAAUGGCUAUUAUUCAAUGACAAUCAUGUUUGCAUAUCAUGUCCAUGUAUUUUGAUUUGUUUAACACUUUGUUUGGUUACUACAUGAUUCCAUGUGUUAUUUCAUAGUUUUGAUAUCUUCACUAUUAUUCUACAUUGCAGAAAAUAGUAAAAAUAAAGAAAGACCCAUUAAUGAGUAGGUGUGUCCAAACUUUUGAUAGGUCCUGUAUAUAUAUAUGUAUAUUAUCUCCUCAACACUGAAGGGUUAAUAUAUUGUGUAGAGUAACAUUAAUAUAAAUUCAUCAUCAAAGAGACUUUUAUUAAUUUCUUCAUGUAAUUUCUCUCUUUCUAAGCCCUUUGAAUUGUACGUUUAUGAUAUCCACAUUAAAGUUUGCUUUUACUUCUUCUUUGAAUGGUAGCACAUUGAGUAGUAACUAUGGAAAGUAACAAGUUAUGCAACAUAUCAAACUUGUCAUUUCCUUCAGCCACAUGUCUUGAGCAGUUAAACUAGAACUGGAACUCGCUGUAAAAAUAGACUUGAAACUAUAUCAUUACAUUAGUGGAUUUAAAUCUCUGGAUGAAUUACUGUUGGCUUGUGUUCCUUUAAAAGAAAAAAAUGUUUAAAAAAGAGAAAUAAAGAGAUAUUGCAAGGGGCUAUAGCUUUCUGUGUAAUUUACAGGUCACUGGAUUAUAUGUCUGCAUGUGAUUAAUCUAGAAUCAGAGGAUGUUGCCUUCCUUGUGAAGCUUGAUAUAUUUAACUAGUAAAUGUGAUUGAAAAGAAAAUCUGAUGAUCAUUUGAUACUACAGAUGAAGGCUAGUGCUUGUGGGUUGACGCUUAUUCAAUGAAGGAAAAUUCUGUGUCUUGCAAACAGAAGUGGCACUUCUUCUGAAUGUCUGCAGUGACAGGCAGCUUGACAACAGAACACCACUUCAGGUGUCAUUUAUAUAGCCUGAAUUGUGCAUUGGAUUUGAACAGAUGACCAUCGCGUGAAUACUGACAGUGUUUCAUAUCAGGUGAGCUCAUCCGGCCCUUUCUGAUACAGAGAAUCAUGCACAUCACAGGAGCUGAAAGACUCAUCCUCAUUGGUGGUCUGCUGCAAGGUGUUCUGUGCCUAGAUUUUGCAUCUCUGUUGCCUCAGAAUAUAAAGGCUCUGAGUGGAUCUUGUGUGGCCAUUCCCUGCUCAUUUACACUGCAAUCUGGAUUUGAGUCAUUCCUCACAACUUCAUGUAAAGGAAUAUGGAAGAAAGGAUGGGCAGGAGUACAAGUGUUUGAUUCUAGUCUGACAGGAAAAGGCUUAAACAAAAUUCAAGGGAAUCUAACUGGGAACUUGCAGCAGAAGGAAUGCACCACAAUCCUGAAUGACUUAUCUUCUUUCAAUGACUACUUUUCAUUCAGAAUUGACUGUGACAAUCCUCUGAAAUAUAGUUUUCCAGAACCUGUCACAAUUAAUGUAAAAGAAAAUCCAUCCAAACCCACUCUAAGUCCAGCAACAGUAAAUGUGAUGGAGGGGACCUCAGUGAGUUUGAUCUGCUCUGCUGCUGCCCCCUGUCCCUCACUUCCUCCAACUCUGACAUGGACCCCCACACUGAGUGACAGUGUGGAGGAUUUGCAGGAGACUCCGAAUCAAGUCAUAACUUCUCUCCUGAACUUCACCGCUUCACAUGUCCACCAUGGAGAGAAGAUCUCCUGCACUGCGCUGUACAAACGACAAGCUGGCAAGAGUGAUAAAUCAUCCAAAACUUAUCUGACAGUCGCUGUUCUUUACUCUCCCAAGAACACCUCAGUGUCAGUCAGUCCCUCUGGUUCAGUGGUAGAGGGCAGUUCUGUGACUCUGACUUGCAGCAGCAAUGGCAACCCAGCAGUGAAGAACUACACCUGGUACAGAUUUGAGGGAAGUGAGAAGGACAUUGUCGGGUCUGAAGAGGACCUCAACAUCUUCAAUGUAACCAGGCUUUCAAAUGAACAGUACUACUGUGAGGCUCAGAAUGUCCAUGGACUGCAGAUCUCUGAAGCCAUCAGUAUCGAUGUAACGUUUGCUUCAGAGAUCCAGAACACCUCUCACUGCAUCAGGAUUUCAGCUACAUCUCAGAUCAGAUGUUUCUGUGAUAGCUAUGGAAACCCUGCUCCCACACUGGUGUGGCAACUGGCUGGAGAGUCUGUCAAUCACUCCUCUAACACCAUCAUCAGGGAGGAGCCAAUGGGCCGAACAGGCCUGAGGAGCUCCCUCACCAUCCACCAAUCACAGGAAGAGGAAAUACCGAGUCUGGUCUGCCUCAGCUCCAACUUUGAUGCUUUUGACAGCUUCUCAUUUGACUUAACACCAAUGAAAACAUAUGAAGGUUUCCAUCUUCUCUCUCUGUUGAUCGGGGCUGGUAUGGGGGCAGGAGUGAUGAUGCUCUUAUGCAUCCCACUGCUUCUCAUCUGCAAGCAUAGGAGAGCCAGGCAGUCACCAAACAAAAGACAGAAGGACUCAGCAGAGUUCAUAGUGACUGAUGAGACCCUCUUUCAGGAAGAAGACAAUGUCUAUGCCAAUAAAGCCAUGCUGGACGAGGCCCUCGGGCCCAACAGGACAGUGGACAGGGAAAUUGACGACACAGACCUCCUCUACUACGCCACCUUGAACUUCUCCAAACUCCAGGCCAAGGUGGCCGAGCGGGGGGAGGGGGAGGGAGAGAUCAGGAGAGUCGCCUCCAAAACGACAGAGUACACAGUGAUCCGCCUGCACUCCACAGGUAGUAUCGAGGGAGGGGAUGAGAAGAAGGAGGCCAAUCCUGCUCUGGAGCAGGGGGAUCCCGCUGAAGACCAUGGAGCUAAAGUCUUGGAAGAAUCCCAGGCAGGGCACGAGAGUGACGGGGAAGAAGAAGUUGCAAAGGAUUCUGCGCUGCCAGAGCUACAGGGCGUGACUAAUUCUGCCCUCAGUGUCCAGGAGUCUACAGAGGCCCCACUGGGACAGUCCGAGCAGCACAACACAGCAGAAACUGCAGUGGAUGAGGUGACAAUGCUUUCUGAGCCGAAAGAUUCCUCUAAUGGUGAAGAGGAGGAAAUGUAUGGGAACAUAUGUCGUGGUCAGGUCAUAUCUGAAGCAAAUAAGGGACAACCUGAGUUAGAUAGGAGGAAGAGUAGGAGAGUGUAAAGGCACAGUAAGCUGCAGUAUAGAGGGAGGAGAGCUUAAAUGCAGAUAAGGUUGUGAGAAAUCACCCAUAAUGCACUGCAGAGACAUCCUCGUCACCUUCCAAAAUAGAACCACUAUGUCCACCUUUUUUUAACACCAGGUAUUCUACAGUGUCUGUUCAUCAGUUGGAUUUUCAUCUCUAUAUAUACAAUAUAUACAAAAGUCUGUGGACACCCCUUCAAAUUAGUGGAUUCGGCUAUUUCAGCUUAAAAUUAAAUCCAAUAAGGAAAUACAUUAGAUUUUGUCCUGCUGAUCUACACAACCAACUCAUUUUCACAUUUUCAAAGUGAAAGAACAAUUAUAUAAUUUUUUUCCAAUUGAAUUAAACAAAAAAAGAUGUCUUGAUUGCGAAUGUCUUCACACCCUAGAGGUAAUGCUUGGUGGAAGCACUACAGCUGUGAAUCAUUUUGAAUAAGAUUCUACUAACUUUGCACAACUCUUAGGCUAACACAUACCCAUUGUUUUUGUCCAAAUAGCUCAAGCUCAGUAAAUUUGGUUUGGGAGUCAUUGAUGGACAGCAAUAUUCAAACAUUGUCUCUGAUUGUCAAGCAGAUUUAAGUCAGCACAAGCCACAAUACUUGAAAAUACAGAGGGUUUCACUCUGUGUUGUGUAGUUCUGGAUUUGGCCUGUGGUUUUUAAUUUAGGCCAGAAAAAUGUAUUUUUUUAAA